Messenger RNA from Hemibagrus wyckioides, 8264 nucleotides. It is a transcript of the gene sulf2b, whose product is annotated as sulfatase 2b. The record is from RefSeq and is a predicted model, not a curated record. The transcript is spliced from 20 exons. Gene Ontology annotation, molecular function: calcium ion binding; glycosaminoglycan binding; N-acetylglucosamine-6-sulfatase activity. Bases 648 to 3836 code for a protein of 1062 amino acids. Lineage: Eukaryota; Metazoa; Chordata; Actinopteri; Siluriformes; Bagridae. Gene Ontology annotation, cellular component: Golgi apparatus; cell surface; endoplasmic reticulum.
UUCAACAGAUGGCUCUUGGUGUCCCAGUUCAGCCAGCGCUAUUGCUCUACCACCCUUAAACCUGUCCUGUCUAAGAGAAAGGAAGAUAACAAGAGAGAAACCGAGACAGGGAGAGAGAAGGAGGGAGUGUAGUUUAGCUUAGGAAACUGAAACUGCUUAGACAAGAACUACUGCUUUUCAGUUUUCUGUGUCUGAAAACUUUUUCUUUUUUUUUCCCUCCACCCUGUCUCUCAUUCACUGCUUUCAUGACAGGCGUCCUUUACAGAGUUUUGUUCAGUCUUAAGUGGGAGUUCACCAAAGAAGAUAGAUAGUGGGAGGGAGUGAGAAAGAGAAAGAGAAAGAGAGAGAGAAGGGGGGAAUAGAGGAGAGAAGUGUGGCGUGACUGGGACAUUGCUCAGUGUUGCUCCCUAAGCUUUGGGGGUUCCUCUGCAAGACAUAAGGGACAAAAAGCACCACCUGCUCCCUCUCCAGCAGUUUCCAUUGGACCUGCAGUCUGGUGUGUGAGUUUUUAGCAGAGCUGCAUAAAGUGGACGAGGCUGCACACGGACCGCUGUCCUUCUCCAUCAGAAAUUUUGAAGUGAAGCAGCAGGCCGACUGAGCAGGAGACCAGGUGUGCUACCAGUGGCUAGAGGUCAGAGGUCAUAGCCAUGGCGACCGGCCAGUUGGUGGUGCUGCUGGCCGUGGUGGCAGUGGCGCAUGCCUCCGUAUUUCUCUCUGGCCAGAGACAGAAACCUCGAUUCCAACGAGACCGCCGUAACAUCCGCCCCAACAUCAUCCUCAUCCUCACUGAUGACCAGGACAUUGAGCUAGGCUCCAUGCAGGUGAUGAAUAAGACACGGAGGAUCAUGGAGCAGGGUGGCACACGCUUUUCUAAUGCUUUUGUGACAACACCCAUGUGCUGCCCAUCGCGCUCGUCUCUCCUGACCGGCAAAUACGCUCACAACCACAACACCUACACCAACAACGAGAACUGCUCGUCUCCCAGCUGGCAGGCCCAGCAUGAGCCGCGCACCUUCGGAGUCUAUCUCAACAACACAGGCUACAGGACAGCAUUUUUUGGGAAAUAUCUGAAUGAGUAUAAUGGCAGCUACAUUCCCCCUGGUUGGAGAGAGUGGGUGGGGAUGGUGAAGAACUCCCGCUUCUACAACUACACCAUCUGCAGGAACGGCAUCCGGGAGAAACAUGGAUUCGACUACUCGCAGGACUAUCUGACAGACCUGAUAACCAACGACAGCGUCAGUUAUUUCCGCAUGUCCAAGAAAAUCUAUCCUCACAGGCCAGUGAUGAUGGUGAUCAGUCACGCCGCGCCCCACGGCCCGGAGAACGCGGCGCCGCAGUACUCCACCGCCUUCCCCAACGCAUCCCAACACAUUACUCCCAGUUAUAAUUAUGCUCCAAACCCGGACAAGCACUGGAUCAUGCGUUACACUGGUCCGAUGAAACCCAUCCACAUGGAGUUCACCAACAUGCUGCAGAGGAAGAGGCUGCAGACGCUGCUGUCUGUGGAUGACAGUGUGGAGAAGAUUUACAAUAUGCUUGUGGACACUGGCGAGUUGGACAACACAUAUGUUAUCUACACAUCUGAUCAUGGCUACCACAUCGGGCAGUUUGGAUUGGUCAAGGGCAAAUCCAUGCCUUAUGAGUUCGAUAUACGGGUUCCUUUCUAUAUACGAGGCCCCAGUGUGGAGGGAGGGACCAUCAACCCGCACAUUGUCCUGAACAUCGACCUGGCCCCUACCAUUCUGGACAUCGCCGGGCUCGAUGUUCCUCCAGACAUGGACGGAAAAUCCAUCCUCAAACUGCUUGACACUGACAGACAUAUCAACAGAUUCCAGGUCAACAAGAAGGGGAAAGUAUGGAGGGACUCCUUCCUGGUGGAGAGAGGUAAACUACUUCAUAAAGUAGUGCAUGACGGAAAGGACGUGGCACAAGAAGAGAACUACCUUCCCAAGUACCAGCGAGUCAAAGACCUUUGCCAGCGUGCUGAGUACCAGACACCCUGCGAGCAGAUCGGACAGAAGUGGCAGUGUGUGGAAGACUCCACCGGGAAGCUGAGGCUAUAUAAGUGCAAAGGCAUGGCCAGUCUUUCAUCAGUGAAGAAACCAGUGUCCAGCACAAAGCCCCAGUUUUACCAGCGCUCCAUUAGCACCAAUGCUAAAGUGAACAUGGAGCCUGAUGGCUGUGACUGUGACUUCAGCAGCUACAGGCUUAGCACGCUGAAGAAAAAGACUCUGCUGUCCAAAAAAAAAAUGAAGACGCUGAAAAGCUACUCCAGGAACCGCUAUGCUCGCUCGCUUUCUGUGGAGAUAGAUGGAGAUCUCUAUGCAGUGGAUCUGGAUGGUGAAUACAGACCAGUCAGCAGCAGGAACCUGAGCCACGCCCAACAGGAAGAGGAGGUGUUCAGCGGGAUGGGUCCGACUGCUGAGCCACAGACCAGCAACAGCCUGGCAUUGCCCUCAGCUAUUAAAGUCACACACAGGUGUUCCAUCCUGGCCAACGAUACAGUAAAGUGCGACGUAGGAUUGUACAAAUCUCUGCAGGCAUGGAAAGAUCAUAAACUCCACAUCGACCACGAGGUAGGCAAAAACAUCGAGACACUGCAGACGAAGAUUAAGAACCUGAGAGAGGUCAGAGGUCACCUGAAGAGGGUGAGGCCUGGAGACUGUGACUGCAGCAAGUACAUCUACAAGUCUAAGUUCAAAAGUAAGCUGAGGAAAUAUAAAUCAGACAGUGUGCACCCAUUCAGGAAAGCGCAGGAGAAGGAUAAGAAGGCAUGGCUGCUGACGGAGCAGAAGCGCAGGAAGAAGCUCAGGAAGAUGUUGAAGCGUCUUCGUAACAAUGACACAUGCAGCAUGCCAGGCCUCACCUGCUUCACACAUGAUAACCAGCACUGGCAGACUGCCCCCUUCUGGACCUUGGGACCUUUCUGCGCCUGCACCAGCGCCAACAACAACACAUACUGGUGUAUGAGGACCCUCAAUGAGACGCAUAACUUCCUGUUCUGCGAGUUCGCUACAGGCUUCCUGGAAUACUUUGACCUCAACACAGAUCCAUACCAGUUGAUCAACGCAGUAAACACACUGGAUCGGCACGUUCUGAAUCAAAUGCACGUACAACUCAUGGAGCUGCGAGGUUGCAAGGGCCACAAACAGUGUAACCCCCGCAUACGCAAUAUGGACCUGGAGGGCAGAUUUGGGAAGGAUGGGAAGGAUAAGUCCCAGGAGGAUACAAGCCAAUUCCAACCCUUGUACACACUCGACGAGCACGCCUACGAUCUCAACCUCAACUUCACCUUGAGCCUGGAGGACUGGGCCCACUUUAGCCGCUCCGUGGACCACACGUACACGUUCCUUAGCAACCAUAACCAGCCUUGCCCACAUAAUCUGGCGGGAGGGGCCAGAGGAAGAGACUGUGCCCUUGUGUCCUCAGCCAGUGGCUCGGCUUCAGUCGUCUACCUUACCACCCUGGCCACUCCUGCUUUGUUGCUGAGGGAGGCGGGGACAGAACUUCUGAGAGAGGCUUUGGGAUUGAGAGCGAAGCCACACCCCUCUUCCUCAGCCCCUCCCACUUCUUCUUCGUCUUCUUCUUCUUCUCCUCUUUCCAUGCGUUUGCUCUCUUCAAGCUCACAUAAGAACAGGGACACUACGGAGGAAAGAGUGAAUAUGCAUAUGUGGAGUGGACGAACAGAAGAGGGGAAGAGAGAGGGGGAGGAGGAGGAGGAGGAAGAGGACAGCGACGAAGAUGACGAGGGGGAGGUUUUUAUUAAGAAACGGACAGGUCGACGGAGGUUCGGCACCGCCCACUGUGACUGCAGCUAUUCCCAGGUCUCCGUCUGACUUUCUGUAUGGGGCCUGUAUGGGUCGUUACCUCGUUCCUCAGAGAAGACUCUUAACCUUCGUACAGAAGUUUACCUCCAGCCUACAACCAACCUCUUUCUCUCCUACCUCUCGUCCUCUCGUUCCGCUUCUUCUGUCCACAUCAGUCUUCCGCAUCAGCCACAGCCUCCAGGCUCUGUUUCUUUUCAGUCCAUAUUUUAAGUCUGUCCAUUACGAUACUAAUAUUCCAGAGAUCGUCGAAAAGAGCACAUAUCUUCAUUGGACAUUCGGCAGGUGAGGUUGUCAAGAAAUUUGGGACCGAGUUUCGUCUUGUGGAUACGUGUACGUGUUUUCUUUUGAGUUCUGUAAAUGUGCUGAUGGCUGUGUGGUACAUCUCUCCUCCUGCACAGCUUCAGCUCAUGUGGCACAUUCCCCAGUCUCUUUCCAUAACUGCCUCAAUGUCCAACAACCCUGGCUUACCUCUAGGCCAUGUUCUAAGAUACUUUGAACCCUUCUGUUCUGUUCUGUUUGACUCUCAAUGACCUGUUUUGAAUUUCUACACAAAGUUGAACCACCCUAAAAACGAUUUUUACGACACUGUCUGUUCUAGGCUCAGCUGAAAAUUAUUUUUAUUUCAGAGAUCGCGGUCAGGUCUUUUUCACCUGAGAGUAGCAAGGAGAGAAAAAAAUUAGAGCGUGUGUGUGUAAGAACCUUGACAUGUGAUAUUCUUCCUCACACGUGUGUGCAUCCCAGACCUGAAACCCCAUUAAUACUGUUACUAAAGCUGCUGAUGAAGAUACAUUCAAAUCAAUUUGACCAACAGUAGCUAUAAAAUCGAAAGGGAUUUCGAUGUUGACGUGAAAAAGAAGAAAGACAAGAAAUGAUGGGAAAAGGAAGGAAGCUGUAUUGUUCAUAAUUGACAUGGAGAUAUAUAUUGUUAAAUCAUAUUGUAUUGCUAUAAAAAUCCAAACAUAUGGUGUGAGUCAGCAAGAGACUCGUUGUUAAGAAAGGAACAGAACACCAGGGUUAGCGCAUUAGCAGCUGUAACAUCUGGACAGAUGCACACACUGCUGUUAUUCCUGCUCUAGUCACUUAAAAAAAAAAAAUCUGGUAAAUAAUUUGGAGAGUGUAUGUAGUUGGGUGUAAAUUAAAGCACAUCAUAUUUUAUAUUUUAUGUCAAUAUGAUGUUUUUUUUUUUUUGUUGUUGGCUCAUUUUGGGGCUGUCUGUGUAAAAAAAAAAGAAAAAAGAAAGAAAUGUGGUGUACAUCCCUAAAAGGUCAUUUCACUCUGUUAUUAAAAUUCUUAGCGGUUAGAGUGACAACAGUCUCAGGCGUGUGGCUUAUCGGUAACAAAUGAGCCACUUCAGUCUAAACCUGCCUCUUCAUAAACCGGGUGCAACAGGAUGUGUUCCAUUAAUAAGAUAAAACAUUAUUUACUGACACAAAUGUGCUUUUUUUCUUAAAAAACAAACAAACAAACAAAAAAAACCAUGAUGAUAAAGGUUUGAUGUGAUUAUCAUGUGUGAAUUUCCUUUUAACCCAAUUCUUCUUAGGUAGGUAUUUGUGCUAUACAUGGUGCUACUAAAGUCUGAGCAACUAUAUUAAAAUGGCAGUAUGUAUUUGAAUGUACGUUUGCAAAUGAAUAUGCUGUAAAUGUUAAAGUAUAUUUUAUAUGACACACAACAGUCAAGGCCAUCAGGCAUCCAUAUAUACAUAUAUAUAUAUAUAUAUAUAUAUAUAUAUAUAUAUUUGGCUUUGGAUCAUGUUAGUGCUUUAUCGACUUUCUGUUCAGUCCCUGGUCAUUUGUCGACGCUGUUCUGAACGGGAGCGCUCACUCGGAUAGACUGGAACUCAGUAAAAUACGCCGAUGAGAUUAUUUCUAGGUUAUUUGUUUGACGUGAAUACUGUUUAUGGAGCUGUGUUUCCAUCCAAGCCAAUUUUUUUGGGAAUAGAAAUUUCCCAUCAAAAACAAACUUUACAGUAACAGUUACAUGAAUGAUCCUGCACUAAUACUUACUGAAAUAGGAACAAAUGAUGAGUUAAAGCAUGAAGUAAUGAAGAGAUAACCUUAACUAUGACGUGAAUGAAUUCACGACCACCUUAAGUUAGUACUUGUUUGUUAGUUAAUGCAUUUAUUAUCAAUCAAACACGCUCUAUCCAAGACUUAGAAAAUGCUGGUUUUAAAUGCAUAUAGAUAAUAACGAUUGCUAAAUGAAUUGAUGUUUCACCCUUGUGAGUAAAGGAGAGUAGAGCCCCGGGUACGAGUCUCCCAGAGCAUCUACAAGUCCUACAGUGAGAUUGAAUGAGAAAUGGAUGGAGAACGAAGUAUUAAUUCAGGUAUUAGUGCAGGAUUAUUCAUGUACCGUUCUUGUAAAGUGUAAUCAAACAGAGGAAUGCAGUAAAAUUCUUUGUUAAAUAGAUCAUAUGAAUACAAUAUACAAUCACCAAUCUAUUCGGAACAAUCAUUUAUGCAAUUAUCUAAUCAUGUGACCACAGCACAACGCAGGAAAGCAUGCAGAUUCGGGUCAACAGAUGGCCUGGUGUGAGUAUUUCAGAAACUGCUGGUUUUUCACACAAAUUAGUCUUGAAAGUUUAUACAGAAUGAUGCAAAAAAAAACAAAAAAAACAAGGAGCAGUGACUCUGGGGUGAAAAGACCUUGUCGUUGAGAGAGGUCAGAGGUCAGACCAGUUUGAGCUAGGCUACAGUAAGGCAAAUAAGCUGUCUUCACAAACCAAGCUUACACUACACACCACGGUUGUCAAGUUUUUGUGCCUCCUGGUGGUCGGGUGGCAGGAUCCCGCGCUCUCAUCGCCACAGCCCGGGUUUGAUUCUCGGGCAGAGAGCUAACCCAGCCACUGAAGAGUUAACUUUCAGUGCUGGGCCCCAAGCCCGAGUUAAAUAGGAGGGUUGUGUCAGGAAGGGCAUCUGGCAUAAAAACCUGUGCCAAAUCCCAACAUGCGGACCAAAUGAUCCGCUGUGGCAACCCUGAAUAGGGAGCAGCCGAAAGAACAACAACAAGACGGUUGUCGAGUAUUUAUUUAUUUAUUUGAAUUAUCGUAGAAUCUUUGUCAGUCUGUGUAAACUUUAUAGACUUUUGUGUAAGAAGAGCAUCAGUUUAUGAAAUACUGACACCAGUCUGUUUGGUAAACAAAUAGAGACCAAUUAAAGGAAAAAUCCACAUCAAGUGUCUUGGUAAGAUUUUGGCCUACCGUAAGCAAACCACAACAGCUUUAGCACACCUUGCUCUAGAUCCUACAAGUCCAUAAAACUGCUCCAGACAGAUUAAGACCAUUCUUCCAAAUAUAUAUAAAUAUGUAUUCCCUCAGCUGGUGAUCGAGAGUCCAUGUUACUCAGAAAUCUCCCACAAGUAUCCAAUUGGGUUGAGAAGUUGAACCAGUGACUGUGCACAUCAUAGCAUAUGAUUUCCAGGAUUUUAAUAUAUAUGAAGCCAUUUACUAACCUACCUAAUGCUCAGAAUAGGAUAAAUGUGAUCAGUCAUAAUGACUUGCAGUGACUCUUCUAGCUAAGGGCAGCAAGUGGAUCCAAACCAUGCUAGCAAGAUCUCUCCCCCAGAGCCACCAGGAUUCCUUAAAAUGGUCAGGUCCAUUUUCCUACACUGAAACAUAGAAAUUUGCACAGUUUUUGAACAGAUUUCACUCAGAUUUAAUUCCUCACUUGGCUGGAAACAUGAAGGUAUUGAGGAGAUUAAGGGUGUGUCUCAAUCAUCUCGCUAGCUCCCUAUGUGUACACAAGUUGGGACACUGAUAAGGAUUCGGAUAUGGUUCACUACACACUUAGGACUCCGGUGACGUUUCAUAAUAUUUCCUAAUAAAUCAGUCACUGGAUCAUAUCACAGAUUUAAGUCGUAUAAAUUUGUUAGCUCAGUGACACAUGUUUCUGUCAUAGUACCUGAAGCGGUAUUGGGGCUUGCGGGUGGAUUUUUGGAAUCCUCAAACACACUGAGAGUCGAUGCUCCCUGUUACAGUGCAUUGUGGGGUUUUUUUAGCCAGUGAAAGAGACAUUGCUUAAAAUUUCUGUCUCCCUGAUCAGUUCCCUGACUAUACUGAACUAGCGAGCUGAUUGAGACACACCCCGAGUCUGCAUCCGACAAGCCUCUUAGGAUCAUACAGUAGCUUUAAUGCAUUGUUUCUGAUCUCACUGAUGUCUUUUUAUUCUUCUUUCAUCACUUCUUUUGACUGAAUCCAAAGCCAAUAUUUUUUGCGCCAGAUGUUGUGUCAUUACUUCUCCCAGUUCCCAGUUCAAUGGAAUUCCCUCUGCACUUUCUAAAGGGAUUACUGUAAUGGACAGACAUAUUUCACAUGACAGACGGUUUGAACAUAACAACGCCUUGUACAGUUCUAUAGAUGAAUCAUAUCUCUAUUUUUGUUUCAGUUAACGUGUGGACAUUUAAUAGCGCUUGGUAGUUGUGAAUAAAGUGUUGAAUGCCCA